Molecule: messenger RNA, 670 nt
Organism: Phalaenopsis equestris
Lineage: Eukaryota; Viridiplantae; Streptophyta; Magnoliopsida; Asparagales; Orchidaceae
Product: melanoma-associated antigen 1-like
Exons: 6
Coding region: 1-432 (143 amino acids)
Cellular component (GO): nucleus
Source: RefSeq, a predicted model, not a curated record
AUGACAACGACCUUGCCAGGUGUUGCUGACACAAAAUCUUAUAUACUUGAGAGCCAAUUACCUUCUGAUAUCUACAAAAAAUUUGUUGAAGACAAGGGGACAUCUCAUCUUUCUGGGUUUACAUUUGUAGUGACCAGCAUCAUUCAUCUCGCUGGUGGUAAGAUCCCCGAAGAGAACCUUUGGCAUCAUUUAAGACGGAUGGGAUUAAGUGAGAGUGAUGAGAACCAUCCAGUGUUUGGGAACACCAAGCAAACAUUGGACUUGCUUGUGCAACAGAGAUUUCUACAGAAAGAGAAAACUAAUGGCCCUGAGGGAAAUGUUAUCGUUUAUGAGCUUGCUGAGAGAGCAUUAGAAGGAUCCGUUUAUAAGAAGUUGAAAGAUUCCAUAGUCGAGCUUGUGAACAGAGAUGGUAGUGCUGCAGAAGCUGAUUAGAAUUUGAUCUGUGCUAAGGUGGGAGUGUUUCCUCAUUAACAUCUUACAGCCUUUUUUGGGCUCUUUUUUUGUACUGCUGGCAAUUUUUUGGAGCACUGAUAUUUAACCAUUGAACGCUUUUGGGUAGCAUUGAAAUCCUUUUUGUGAUAUGGACCAAUAGUUAAUAUUUCCAUGGGCAUAAUUUUGUCAGGUUGAACCAACCACCUAGUUUAAUAAUCAGAUAUACUUUUAUCUUUCA